AGUCAAGCACCCUAACACGACUGAGUCAAACUAAAUGAGAUAUAUGAAAUGGAUUUAAUGGAGUGACUGUUUAUUCUCAUCUUUAGUAUUUCUAUUCCUUCACAAAAUUUGGUUGAACUGAGUGAAUAUUGCUAGAGAUCUGAAAUGUCUGAAAAUGGUAAAAAAGUGGCAAUAGGAAUUGACCUUGGCACAACUUAUUCAUGUGUUGCAGUGUGUAUGAAUGAUAAGGUAGAGAUUAUAGUGAAUGAUCAAGGGAACAGAAUAACACCUUCUUAUGUUGCUUUCACUGACUCUCAAAGGAUGAUUGGUGAUUCUGCUUUCAAUAUGGCUGUUUGCAACCCGACCAACACUGUCUAUGAUGCAAAGAGGCUAAUUGGUAGGAAAUUUUCUGACCCAAUAGUUCAGAGUGAUAUGAAAUUAUGGCCAUUUAAAGUAAUUGGCGGCAUCGAUGACAAACCCAUGAUUGUUGUCAAUUACAACGAAGAAGAAAAACAAUUUGCUGCCGAGGAAAUCUCGUCCAUGGUAUUGUCAAAAAUGUGUGAGAUAGCAGAAGCUUACCUUGGAUCAAAAGUGAAGGAUGUUGUUAUAACAGUUCCUGCAUAUUUUGAUAACUCACAACGUCAAGCUACUAGAGAUGCAGGUGAAAUUGCAGGCCUCAAUGUUAUGCGAAUAAUCAACGAGCCUACUGCAGCAGCAAUUGCAUAUGGCCUUGGCAUGAAACCAUUUAAUCAAGGACGAAAGCAUGUUUUCAUUUUUGAUUUAGGUGGUGGUACUUUGGACGUGUCUAUUGUCACAUUUGAGAAAGAUGAUAUCAAAGUUAAGGCCCAUGCCGGAGACACUCACCUCGGAGGACAGGACUUUGAUAAUACAAUGGUGAACCAUUUUGUGAAGGAGUUCUUGAGGAAGCAUAAAAUUGAUAUUAGUAGAGACCCAAGAGCUCUUAGGCGGUUGAAGUCGGCUUGUGAGAAAGCAAAGAGGAUACUUUCUUCCAAUACUGACACUACCGUUGAGAUAGAAUGUUUAAAUCAAGGUAUAGAUUUUUACUCACCAAUUAGUCGCGCAAAGUUUGAGGAACUCAACAAGAAUCACUUCAACAAGUGCAUGGAGAUUGUAGAAAAGUGUCUAAUAGAUAGCGGUGUGGAGAAGAGUAGCAUUGAUGAUGUUGUCUUAGUCGGUGGCUCUACAAGGAUUGUAAAACUGCAACAACUAUUGAGUGAUGUCUUUGAAGGCAAGGAAUUAUGCAAAAGAAUCAAUGCCGAUGAGGCGGUUGCAUAUGGUGCUGCAGUCCAAGCAUCUAUAUUGAGUGGGGAAUUCAAUGAAAAAGUUCAAGUUUUGAUGGAAGUUAUUCCUUUGUCCCUUGGAUUGGAAACACAUGGGGGGAUCAUGAGAAUAAUAAUUCCUAGGAAUACCAUGAUUCCUACAAACAAGGAACAUAUAUUCACUACACAUUUCAACAACCAAACCAAUAUUCUAAUUCAUGUUUAUGAGGGUGAGAGGCAAGCAACUAGAGACAACAACUUGCUAGGAAAAUUUGUGUUGGAAAUUCCUCCAGCUCCGGCAGGUCUUCCUCAAAUCAAGAUUAGCUUCCAAAUUGAUGAUGAUGGCAUCUUACACGUCUCUACCUCGGAAAAAUUGUCCGGGGUUAACAAGAAGGUUAAAAUAAUAAGUGACAAUGGAAGACUUUCAAAGGAGGAAAUUGAGAGGAUGAUCAAAGAAGCUGAGAAGUACAAAGAUGAAGACAAGAGUUAUAGAAUGAAGGUGGAAGCAAGAAAUGCAUUGGAGAAGUAUGCAUACAACAUAAGUAAUGCCAUAAAUGACAGGGAGAUUAGCUCAAAGCUUUCCGAAGAAGACAAGAAAGCGAUCAAUGAAGUAAUUGACUUGGUCUUAAUGUGGCUAGAUGUCAAUGUGAUUGCAGAACAACAUGAUUUUGAAUAUUAUAGAAGCCUUCUUUCAAACGUGUUUGAUCCAAUUAUUGUGAAGAUGGUAAGCGACGAGGGGGAUAGCUUGCAACUCGGUACUGUUGUUGGUUAUGCAGUUGAUAAUAAAAAGAAACGAUGGCCAUCUAUAUUAGCAAAAUAUGCUUUUGAGAUAGGGUAUUCUGCUGCAACAAACAGCUUGGUUAACACAGCUUCUUCUGUAAUUGUUGAGAUUUUUAAAAAUAUGUAGUUAAAACUUCUUGCAAAUUGUAUUGGCAAAUACAUAUUUAAGGUGGUGACAGUGUCAACUAUAAGAUAAAUUGUUGGAUAUGAUUAUAGAUGUAUAAUAUCCUUAUUAAUUAGUUGUUAACAAUGAUAUAAAACAAUGGACUUAUUUCUUUUAUUUCAGUAAA
Molecule: messenger RNA, 2329 nt
Organism: Trifolium pratense (red clover)
Lineage: Eukaryota; Viridiplantae; Streptophyta; Magnoliopsida; Fabales; Fabaceae
Product: heat shock 70 kDa protein 18-like
Exons: 2
Coding region: 145-2166 (673 amino acids)
Biological process (GO): protein refolding; cellular response to unfolded protein
Cellular component (GO): cytoplasm
Molecular function (GO): ATP binding; ATP-dependent protein folding chaperone; ATP hydrolysis activity
Source: RefSeq, a predicted model, not a curated record